UUGCUCACAAUAUACUGUAGUCUCAAGAGCACUACUUGGCACUUACAGCUAACAGCUUACACAUUUCUCAUUUUAGUUGUAUGUCAGCUAUCAGUACGUCGUGUACUGAUCGCAGUUGGCUACUAUCGGAAAUAAUUCUCACACUUUUAACUCUUCAUUCAUUAAUGUUAUGAGUUAUAAUGUGUUAUUCUAGUUCUUGUUCAUCCAUUCGUGCUGUUUAUUCGAUCAAAAUGUGAUGAGUUUCUGAUAUAAAUCGCGCUUCUCCCCGGUGAAGAAAAGUCUUACGUUCGGCCUCCGCGGUUUCCAAGUUACAUAGAUCGUAGUCGUUUGUUUAGUUGUCACAUAAACUAGAACUAUGCAAAAAUGUGGAUUUUGUUCAAUGCUGUCUGGUUUUUUUAGACGUGCUAUGUGCGUUGGGAGCAGACGUGGAAGCAGUGAAUCCUACUAUCGUGAGCUCGGAGAUCAAGACACUCUGAAAAUUGAUGAGCAGUCUGUACUCUCCGAUGACUCCGAAGAAAUAGUACAAGUAACUCAACCGCGGAGGCAGAUACUGGAGUUGAAUGACUUAGAAAACAUGGCGAAGCGCCUGGUGAGCACUGGCAAGUUCCUCACGAUGCAUAAGCGUCGUAAGAAGCGUCUCCUCACCAGAUCACUUAGCCAGGAGACGGCACUGCUAGACGACCUGCUGCUAGGACAAGUGCAGUGUAUUCUGCAGCAGUCAGCGACGUGGAAGUUCAACGCUUUCACCCUGGAUAAUGUGUCUGGUGGUCGCUGCUUGCCGGUACUCUGCAUACACCUGUUUCACAUGUACGGGCUGAUGUCGCACUUCAAGCUGGACGUGGCUAAGGCCUGGAAGCUGUUCAGCAUGAUCGAGGACGGUUAUCACAGCUCCAAUCCGUACCACAACUCGAUACAUGCAGCUGAUGUGACGCAGGCGAUGCAUUGCUUCCUGCAACAACAUCGGAUCCGUGAGCACUUGGAACCAGCGGAAAUAAUGGCAUCUCUAUUGGCUGCUAUCGCUCAUGACAUGGAUCAUCCGGGCGUGAAUCAACCAUUCCUGAUUGCCACAUCGAAUCAUCUCGCUGCCCUAUACCAGAACACAUCGGUUCUGGAGAAUCAUCACUGGCGCUCAGCGAUUAGCUGUCUCAUCGAGAGUGGGCUAUUGGACCGUGAGGUCCGAGUCAAGCUGGAAGGACAGAUCAGCUCCUUGAUCCUCGCCACAGACAUUACCCGGCAGCAAGAGUACCUGAGCCAGUUUAAGACAUACGUCGACACAAAUACUCUGGACCUUCGGAACAGUGACCACCGUCAUCUGGUGCUGCAAAUCGCGCUUAAAUGCGCUGAUAUAUCAAACCCUUGUCGUCCAUGGGAAAUCAGCAGGAAAUGGAGCCUCAAAGUUUGCGAGGAAUUCUUCCGACAAGGAGACUAUGAGCGCAAAUUAAACCUACCUGUGACGGCGCUGUGCGAUCGCCAUACCACAUCCAUCCCGAAGAUUCAAACAGGUUUCUUCAAAUUUGUUGUCACGCCGCUAAUCACCGAAUGGCACAAAUUCUUGCACAAUGAUCUCUCUGCACAAAUGCUUGAGAAUUUGAUUUAUAAUCAAGGGAAAUGGGAAUCGUUGGUUGCCCAGGAGAACGCUGAAGAGACACGCACUGAAAUCUCUGACGCUGACAUGGUUGAUGAUGAUCUGGAGACAUGUUCCGGAACCAAUAUAUCAGACAGCUCGGAAUUGCUUCUGCCGCUCCGUAGGAGCUCGCUAAACCCACCGAAACCAGUUGGUCUCAGGGAGCAAUUACGUAGAUUCUCAGUGCCACUCAAUAUUUUCCAAGACACCCGUUUCAAGAAGAGCCGAACAGAAUCGCUGGCUGAAGCACUUAGCAAAAGCAACUGUAGCGCUUUAGGUAGCGACCAGUCGUUGCACUCUCAGCUCAGUGUACGCGGCCAUUGUGACAACAAAGACUCAAAAGAAAAGGUUCUGAGCUCUGAAAAUCUUUUGCCAGACUCUUCUAUUGCGUCCAUAACCACGCCGUGUCAAGCCACCCGGUUAAAGACCGUGUUAAAAGACGGCAAUACUUGGAAGUUAGUUCGCCAACAAACGUUCCCACCUAUGGAGCUUUCCGGCCAAGCUCAGGGCUUGGUCUGCCGACCAUACACUAGCUCUGAAGACACCACUACACGCCAAGAUUACUUUGGCAUUAGAGAUUACGAGCUAAAAGAAGAAACGGUCACCGUGGAGCAAUAUGAGGAAAAAGAGAACAUAAACACAUCUAACCGAGCCGGCAAUACAAACCGCUCGAAAUUCGGAAGUCAGCUGAGAGAGAAUCUAUCCACUGUUAACCUGAGCAUGUUCCCGAGUGGAGAAUUACUGGGAAGGAGGAAAUCUAUGCCCGCCGAUGAUCUACAUGCUUCACAAGAGAAACGCAUGCGUGAAGUUGUGGCAGCUAUUCCGGAGCUCCUACGUCAUAUGUACGGCAACGUCUUGGACAAAGGACGUCGUGGUUCUGCCCCAGCGCCUGUUACAAUGUCCGAGCUGCCGGGACUUGCGGCUUUGGCUCGUAAUGGCUCGAAUGGGGGGCGACGCAAACCCCUACCGGUCACUUGCCACCAAUGGAUGAACAGCAUGGAAACGCCGCACGUGACUCGACGUAGCUCUCUGCCCGUUGAGGUGAUGACAGGAAUCUCAUCACGCUGAUCUAUCUUCAUCAGAUAAUUCAGUUUAGACAUAUCUGCCAUUAAAAAAGAACGAGGAGUGCAGAACAAUUAUGCAACAUCGAAAAAAUAUAGAAAUCGCUUACUCUACUUGGGGCGAUAUAUUUAUUAAAUGUAUCUGUAAUUUGGGGUUAUUUUCCCAUAGUUUCAGUGUCUAGAUGAUGUUACAAAUAUUUGCAAAGUCAAUGUCUAGAGCCUAAUUGUUUCUUACUAUUGAACAAUUACCGUCUAAUAAUAAUCUUAUGAACAUUUUUUUAGUCUAGCUCAAAUAACGGGCUGGACUUAAUGACAUAGAACAUCUUGAGAAAUGACAAGUGAGUCUUAGUACAAAUUUUAUUUUCGAUUUAUUUUUAUAUAAUUUUAAGUCUGUAUUAACUCGACUAGAUGUCACAAACCUGACGCUUACACUCUUUUUCUUUCAAAAACUACAGAGUCGCAACAGCUCAACUGUAUAUAUAUUUAGCUGUAAAAUAAUUUUUAAGUAUAAGAGUCUCAUUUUUCUCAUUAAAUAGUUUAUAGUAUGAUGUGAUUGAGAUGUGGUAUAUGUUGAUGAAACAAUUGUAGAGAUAAAUUCAGUCGAGUUUCACUAUCUUUAUUAAACUGAGUAAUCACAUUAGAAGGCCUGGCCACGUGAUAUGAGCGUGAGAUUUUCGUACAAAUUCGAUAGUGGAUCACACCCACGCCUACGUCUCUUCGUCACAGUGUAAGAAAACAGCAAUAAGUGACAAAUUUGUAUUAUUUUCAGUAGUUUUUUUACUGAAGCCUUUUUAUUAUUAGUAUUAGAAUACAACCCCUACAUCAGAGUAUUUAAUAAUUGCAAUCCUUAUGAAAUUUGUCAAGAUUAUAUUAUUACUCAUUUUAGUGAUAAGAAAUAUUGGUGCCAAGUCUCAAAUUUAUAAAGGUGUUUUCGCCUUUUCUUUUAUCAACAUUGACAUGAAAACCGUAAUAAUCAUUUGUAAAUACUAAAUUAAAAUUUCAUAUUACCAAGAUUGUUUUAUCACUGGUAAGCAUAAUAAAUAUGACGCUUAUAAUAAUGUUAUAUACACAAUAUAGUUUUACCUAGAUUUUUUUAUCACUGGUAAGCAGAAUAAUGUGACGCUUAUAAUAAUGUUAUAUACACAAUAUAGUUUUAAAUCUAGUCUUAUUUUUUUUAUGUAUUUUAUGUUAUAUUGAUUUUUAAAAGUUACAUUCUUCAAUGUCUCAAUUUCUUUAGGAUGGGAUGUCAAUUUUCCUGUCAAACACACCGAAAUAAAUGUAAAUUUUUGUACGUGUUUAUUAUUUUUAAUGACACAAAUAAUAAAUAUAUUUCGUUGGAUAACAUUUCGACGAAAUGUAAUUCCAAGACAGUAUUUGGAUUUGACAGGAGAAGAUAUUAUUCUCAUGCUUGUCAUGGUUAAUUAUUCAAUCUGUGAGUAUUUUGUGUCAUAAUCAUUUGUAAAUACAUACUAAAUUAAAAUUACAAUUUCAUAUUACCUAGAUUUUUUAUCACUGGUAAGCAUAAUAAAUAUGACGCUUAUAAUAAUGUUACAUUUACAAUAUAGUUUUAAAUCUAGAUUUAUUUUUUGUUAUGUAUUUUAUGUUAUAUUGAUUUUUUUAAAUUACAUUCUUCAAUGUCUCAAUUUCUUUAGGAUGGGUAGACAUUUUUCCUGUCAAACUUAUCACAGAAUUUUAAAAAUCGUAACAGACUUAUGCCACCAAACACCUAAAUAAAUGUCAAUUUUUGUACGUGUUUAUUAUUUUAAAUGACACAAAUAAUAAAUAUAUUUCGAUGGAAAACAUUUCGACGAAAUUAAAUUCCAAGAAGUUAUAUUUGGAUUUGACAGGCGAAGAUAUUAUUCUCAUGCUUGUCAUUGUUAUUUGGUCAAUCUGUGAGUAUUUUGUGUCACGUGACUGACGUGAAAAUAUUUGAAUUAUGAAGAUUUCAUAAAUUAAUUAUUACUUACAAGUUACUUUACUUGAAUAUAGAUUACUACCAAUAACAAUAUUUUUCACAUUAUCAAAAAUAAUUUUUAUUCGUCAAUCCCUAUUGUUUGUUUUUCAUUGGCACAUAAUUAAGCACAACUUUAAAAUGACCCAUUUUAUAGAUUAGUAUACUAUGAUAAUAUAUAAUAAUGUAAAUGUUUUUACUUUACUCUCUAAUGAGUUAGUUGCAAUAUGCAAGAAUAUAGUUUGUAAGUAUUUUUUUUAAUACAUGUCUUUCGGAGCUUUAGCUUUACAGCUUAAAGAGUAUUUCUCUCAUAUUAUAUGUAUCAAUAAUUUUCAAGUAUGACACUCAAGCCAGUGAACUACGCUAGAUUUAGCAGCGAAAGCGCUAAUUUGUCUAUAAUACGCACACCUUGAAUCUGAUCUAUCGUCUACAAGACUCAUAAUAUAACGAAUGGCAAAGAAGCUCCGAGAAGCAAUUUUUGUUUUUAAGCAACUUCAGUAUUUCAAAAAGCGCUGGUAGCAAAUUGGUUUUAUUUUUAGAUCAGUAUUAAUAUAAAUGGAUUGUGUUCUUUAUUUCUCAAUUAAUUUUGUUAUCUU
Messenger RNA from Pieris rapae (cabbage white), 5232 nucleotides. RefSeq names its product cGMP-inhibited 3',5'-cyclic phosphodiesterase A. NCBI's taxonomy places the organism in Eukaryota, Metazoa, Arthropoda, Insecta, Lepidoptera, Pieridae. Gene Ontology annotation, molecular function: 3',5'-cyclic-AMP phosphodiesterase activity. The record is from RefSeq and is a predicted model, not a curated record. The transcript has 11 exons. Bases 356 to 2692 code for a protein of 778 amino acids.